Ananas comosus (pineapple) is the source of this 2712-nucleotide messenger RNA. RefSeq lists its product as uncharacterized. The transcript has 5 exons. NCBI's taxonomy places the organism in Eukaryota, Viridiplantae, Streptophyta, Magnoliopsida, Poales, Bromeliaceae. Bases 1375 to 2346 code for a protein of 323 amino acids. The record is from RefSeq and is a predicted model, not a curated record.
CGACUUGGUCUUGCUAGUGAUGGUUUCCAACCCUUCGGGGAUUCGAGAAAGCCAUAUAGUAUUUGGCCAGUCAUAUUAAUACCAUACAAUUUGCCACCAUGGAUAUGUACGAAAGAACCCAAUCUUAUUUUAUCAAUGCUUAUUCCAAGACCUGAGAGUCCUGGAGAUGCGAUUGAUAUAUAUCUCCAGCCGUUAAUUGAAGAACUGAUGGAGUUGUGGGAAGUAGGUAUUGAAACUUUUGAUGCCUCAACUCAUCAAAAUUUUCAAAUGUGUGCUGCUUUAUUAUAGACAAUUAAUGAUUUUUCGGCAUAUGGUAAUUUAUCUGGAUGGAGCACGAAGGGAAAAUUGGCAUGUCCUUGUUGUAAUAAGGAGACGUUUUCAAUUAGAUUGGCUAAUAGUUGUAAGCAUUGUUAUAUGGGCCACCGACGCUAUUUACCUAUCAAUCAUAGAUGGAGGAAUGACAAGUCCUCAUUUGAUGGUACUAAGGAGAGAGGGUUGCCACCAAAAGUACUCAGUGGAGAAGAUAUUCUUGGACAAGUGCAAGACCUUGAAGGGGUCGUGUUAACUAAAGCUGCUAAUAAGAGGCAAAAAAUAUCACAUUGUAUUCGUGGGGAUAAUUGGAACAAGAAGAGUAUAUUCUUUAAACUUCCAUAUUGGCACACCCUUUUAUUACGACAUAAUUUGGAUGUUAUGCAUAUUGAAAAAAACAUAUCUGAGAACUUUUUGGGGACAAUCAUGAAUAUAAAAGGAAAAACUAAAGAUACUAUCAAAUCUCGUCUUGAUUUGCAAGCAUUGAAUAUAAAGCCAGACUUGCAUCCAAUCCAGAAAGAAAAUAAAUUUGUACUUCCUGCUGCAUCUUAUGCAUUAUCUCCUAGUGAGAAACACAAGUUUUAUGAUUUUCUCAAACAUCUUAAAGUUCCAGAUGGUUUUUCGUCAAAUAUCUCUCAUUGUAUAAAUCUUAAAGAUCAUAAGAUUUCAGGAUUGAAAAGUCAUGAUCAUCAUGUUCUCUUGCAGCGACUACUUCCUCUUGCACUUCGUGGUCUUCUUCCUCGAAAUGUAUACGAACCACUUGUCGAGUUAUCUAUCUUUUUCACGGUAUUAUGUUCUAAGACAUUAAGUUUAGAUGAUUUGAAUCAGAUUGAAGCACAGAUUCCAAUAACUCUUUGCAAGUUAGAAAGGAUUUUCCCACCUUCAUGUUUUGAUAUCAUGCUGCAUUUGCCAAUUCACUUAGCACAUGAGGCUAAAGUUGGUGGACCUGUCCAAUACAGAUAGAUGUAUCCUAUAGAAUGAAAUUUGUACAAACUAAAAUCAUAUAUACGCAAUAGAGCUCGUCCAGAGGGUUCAAUUGCAGAAGGGUACAUCGCAAAUGAAUGUAUGAUAUUUUGUUCAAGAUAUCUUCACAGUGUUGAGACAAAAUUUAAUCGCCUUGAGCGUAAUUAUGAUGAUCGGCAUGAUAAAUCUACUAGCGGAUUAUCCAUUUUUUCUCAAUCUGGAAAAGUUUUAGGAAGUGGUAUAACAGGUCAUCUUGAUACACAUGAGUUCGAGCAAGCGCACAUUUAUAUUCUGCAAAACUGUGAAGAAGUUCAACCAUUUCUACAAGAAUAUUCACAAAUUCAAAAUAGAAGCACUGUACAAGUGUCUGAUAAAAAUUUUAUUAAGUGGUUUAAGAAUAAGGUUGCACAGGUGUAUAAACAAGAUAGACACUCGGCUAUAGAAGACUUACUUUCUUUAUCACGUGGACCUACCAAAUAUGUGACGUACUAUAAUGGUUAUAUUGUAAAUGGAUAUAGAUUUCAUACUGAAGAGCAUGACAAAGGUUUGAAGACGCAAAGUUGUGGAGUGGUUGUAAUUGGUGACACCGGAACUGAAAAAAUAAAUUAUUAUGGGAUAUUAACGGAGAUUGUUGAAUCACAAUAUCUUGGUGGUCGCCGAGUGGUGUUAUUUAGAUGCAAUUGGUGGGAUGUAUAUGAUAAAGUGAAAGGAAUUAAAAUAGAUGAAUAUGGAUUUGUCAGUGUUAAUUGUCAACGCUUGCUGAAAACAAAUGAGCCUUUUGUAUUAGCUACUCAAGCAUCGCAAGUUUUUUAUGUUACAGAUAGUGUUACUAAAGGUUGGCAUGUAGUGCAAAAGAAUCAACCUCGUGACACGUACACGAUGUCACUGAACAUGGAUGAUGACCUCAAGGAACCAGUAGAUGUGGAUGAGGCAUGUCAACAAGGAGAAUCUUCCAAUCCUAUAAUUGAUGCAUCCAAGUUAUUAAAUAUGGAUGAUAAUGUUAAUUUGCAUAGGAAUGAUGUGGAGCCAAUGACGGUUGAUGGACCUUUGACACAAAAGAAAAGAAAAAGAUGAUCCCAACUAAUCAAGUUUAUGAUGCAGUGUUUCGCUUGAUCUAUUCAAUUUUUAUUGUGUAAUAAUGUAUAAAAUGGAAGCAUCAAGGUUACAAAAGACAAACAAGACCUCUUCUAGAUCCAACAAGCAUGUCUUUAUACCACCGGGUGCACUAGGAAAGGGUCGCGGACCAGGGUUACGAUCUUUUUUUGGAUCAUCGUCACGGGAUGCUUCAAUUGACACUGUCAACAAUUCAACACUGCCUACUAAUGCUCCAAUGAGGCCACCAGAUGAUACACAUCACUCAACGCAAGAUUUCGAAUCCGUAGAAGAUGUUCAAAGCACGGAAGAAUUAAUAGAAAAUGAUUCUGCAGCUACUCAAAAAAA